CUCAAGACAUUUUGGAAUUCAAGGCUCAACGUCCUCAUGGGUGCUGGAGAGAUCUGGGGGCUCUAGGGAGAUUGUGGCUGUCUUUCCUGAUUCUGCAAGCCCUGUGUGCCCAGCUGCGAAUUACAAGCAGAGCUAUGCCCAGUCUGCCCAUCCUGCCCAUCCUCCGCUCGAGGUUCCGGAGCUGGGCUGGAGCUAAAAGAACGCAGUGGUGUCAGUUUCCAGGGUCUCUCAAAGACUUCCUUUCCUAACGCCUGAUUUCUGUCUGGCUCACCAGGCUCCUGUCUGUCCAGCUGAGGGUCCCUAGGCUCCCCCAAGUGGGCAGCUCCUGGGGCUUGUGAUCUAGGGAUGCAGCUGCCGGGGCCCUGUCCCCCUGCACCGUCCCAGCACCACCCCAGCCUCCUCUCCUGCCUCUUCCCACCAGCUCAGGUACCGGACAGUGAUGAGCAGUUUGUUCCUGAUUUCCAUUCAGAAAACUUAGCUUUCCACAGCCCCACCACCAGGAUCAAGAAGGAGCCCCAAAGUCCUCGCACAGACCCGGCCCUGUCCUGCAGCAGGAAGCCCCCCCUCCCCUAUCUCCAUGGCGAGCAGUGCCUUUAUUCCAGUGCCUAUGACCCCCCUAGACAAAUCGCCAUCAAGUCCCCUGCCCCUGCUGCCCCCGGACAGUCGCCCCUGCAGCCCUUUCCCCGGGCAGAACAACGGAAUUUCCUGAGAUCCUCCGGCGCCUCCCAGCCCCACCCUGGCCAUGGGUACCUCGGGGAGCACAGCUCCAUCUUCCAGCAGCCCCUGGAUGUCUGCCACUCCUUCACACCCUCUCAGGGGGCCGGCCGGGAACCCCUCCCUGCCCCCUAUCAACACCAGCUGUCGGAGCCCUGCCCACCCUACCCUCAGCAGAGCUUCAAGCAGGAAUACCUUGACCCCCUGUAUGAACAGGCCGGCCAGCCGGCAGUGGGCCAGGGUGGAGCCAGUGGGCACAGGUACCCAGGGGCGGGGGUGGUGAUCAAACAGGAGCAGACGGACUUCUCCUACGACUCAGAUGUCCCUGGGUAUGCCUCAAUGUACCUUCACACAGAGGGUUUCUCCGGGCCCUCUCCAGGUGACAGGACCGCGGGCUAUGGCUAUGAGAAACCUCUGCGACCAUUCCCAGAUGAUGUCUGCGUCGUCCCUGAGAAGUUUGAAGGAGACAUCAAGCAGGAAGGGAUGGGAGCCUUCCGAGAGGGACCACCGUACCAGCGCCGGGGUGCCCUGCAGCUGUGGCAGUUUCUGGUGGCCCUGCUCGAUGACCCAACGAAUGCCCACUUCAUUGCCUGGACCGGCCGGGGGAUGGAGUUCAAACUAAUUGAGCCUGAGGAGGUCGCCAGGCUCUGGGGUAUCCAGAAGAACCGGCCAGCUAUGAAUUACGACAAACUGAGCCGCUCACUCCGAUACUACUAUGAGAAAGGCAUCAUGCAGAAGGUGGCUGGUGAGCGUUACGUGUACAAGUUUGUGUGCGAGCCCGAGGCCCUCUUCUCUCUGGCCUUCCCGGACAAUCAGCGUCCAGCUCUCAAGGCUGAGUUUGACCGCCCGGUCAGUGAGGAGGACACAGUCCCUUUGUCCCACUUGGACGAGAGCCCCGCCUACCUCCCAGAGCUGGCUGGCCCUGCCCAGCCCUUUGGCCCCAAGGGUGGCUACUCUUACUAGCCCUUCGCAGCUGCUCCCCUGCCGCCGGGGCUGCUGCCUGUGUACAUAGUUGAGUUUGGUGUCGGAGAAACCCCCACUCUGAAAUCCACAGAUGUCUUUGGAGUAGAUCUCCUCUGCCCAUCAGUCACUCUGGCACAGACUCUGAGCUGCUCUCCAGAACUGAUGGGAAGGGAAAAGGGGAGACUUCAAGCGUAAAGGUAGCAUCUGGGAAAUUCCGUUGGGGGCCUCACCUCUGGCCUCUUUCUAGGUCCUGCUUAGAGGCCAAGCACUACUCCCUCUCCCCCACUACAGAGAACAUGUUCGUUCUCUUCUGGGGGACAGAGAAAGAGCUUCCCCACUUCAUCCCGGUGGAGAGCAGGGGACAUUGAGCUCCCCUUAUCUCUCAUGGUAGGGAGACAGCCACCUGGAUCCUGUGCUUCCCUCCAAGCUGUGGCCCUAGAGGGUCCUUCUUGGCAGUUCUUGGUGCUCUGUGUUCCCAGAGGCAGGGGGAGGCUGGAGUAAGGAACCUGGGGUAGGGGAGGGCUUGUCCAGGUAGAGGUGUGGGGGGCCUAGCCUCUGCUCCGGGGACCUCUGCCUCUCCUCUGCCUUUUCCUAGGCCCAGGCCUGGGAUUUCACCUCCACUACAUCUGCCAGACCCUAAUAAAGGCCCCUGCUUCUCCUGUGA
Messenger RNA from Odocoileus virginianus texanus, 2341 nucleotides. The record is from RefSeq and is a predicted model, not a curated record. NCBI's taxonomy places the organism in Eukaryota, Metazoa, Chordata, Mammalia, Artiodactyla, Cervidae.